AUGUCGGAGCGGCGAUCGGACGCGAGCAGCAGCCGUCACGAACGCAGCGAGCGCAAAGAGUAUAGUGAGCGCAUGCGUGACCAUGAUGAGCGCCGCAGUGAGCGCCGUGAGGACCGGCACCGCGACAGGGACCGCUACGACGACCGCCGCGAACGGCACGAACGGCACGAACGUCGCGAGCGGUCGGAGCGCGAACGCCCUCGGGACGACCGCCGCGAGCGGCACGACCGCGAACGCGCACACCGUUCGCGGUCGCGCUCGCCUCGGCGUGAUGGGCCGGGCGAGGCGCCGGCCGCGCAGCCGGGCCCCGUCUUUGAGCGCUCGGGGCUUCUUGCGAAAGAAAGCAACAGCAUGAAUGGCGUCGCGCUCAAGUACCACGAGCCGCCCGAGGCGCAGCGCCCAAAGUCGAGCUGGCGCAUGUUUGUCUUUAAAGAUGGCAAGGAAGUUGACAUGCUCGUGCUCGGCCGGCAGUCCUGCUACCUCUUUGGCCGCGACCGCACGGUCGCCGAUAUCCCCAUUGAGCACCCCUCGUGCUCGAAGCAGCACGCGGUGAUCCAGUUCCGCCAGGUCACAAAACGCAACGAGUUUGGUGACGAACGCCGCUACAUCCAGUACGUCUCUAUGCUCACCAGACCCUUUUUGAUUGAUCUUGACUCGGCGAACGGUUGUACGGUCAACAACGAAGAAGUGCCCAAGUCGCGCUACUAUGAAAUUCGCUCGGGCGACACGGUCCAGUUUGGCGCAAGCAGCCGCGAGUACGUCUUGCUGGACGAGGCGGCCGCGCCGUCAUAG
Messenger RNA from Malassezia japonica, 792 nucleotides. RefSeq lists its product as uncharacterized. Gene Ontology annotation, cellular component: nucleus. Bases 1 to 792 code for a protein of 263 amino acids. The record is from RefSeq and is a predicted model, not a curated record. The transcript has 2 exons. Gene Ontology annotation, molecular function: mRNA binding; protein binding. Gene Ontology annotation, biological process: mRNA splicing, via spliceosome; maintenance of RNA location. Lineage: Eukaryota; Fungi; Basidiomycota; Malasseziomycetes; Malasseziales; Malasseziaceae.